CAUGUCAAUUAUGUCAAAUUAAAUUCACAAAACAUUGCCCUCAUUUUAGCGUUGCGUAUAUUUUUAUUGUUGACGAAAUAAAUAACCCAUAUAAACAGAAGCAAUACAACUAUUUUUCCGUGCCCUUAGACAUAGACACAAUCCGCCAAGAUGACGAUGAGACCAGACGAUCAUCGUAGAAAAUGGGACAAGGAUGAAUUCGAAAGAAUUGCAGCAGAUCGGUUAAAAGCUGAAAUAGAAGAAGAAGAACGUGCUAAAAAGAAAGCCCCACCUAUAAAGAGAGAGCUCCUCAAACAACGAGACUAUAAAGUUGACUUAGAUUCCAAGCUUGGUAAAAGCGUUGUGAUCACAAAGAACACACCCACCUCGCAGUCCGGAGGUUACUACUGCAAUGUCUGUGAUUGUGUUGUCAAAGAUUCUAUCAACUUUUUGGACCACAUCAAUGGCAAAAAGCAUCAACGUAAUCUUGGCAUGUCCAUGAAAAUUGAAAGGAGUUCCUUGGAUCAGGUCAAAGCACGAUUUGCAAUGAACAAGCGUAAACUAGAGGAAAAGAAGCGUGAAUAUGAGUUAGACACCAGACUGAGAGAAGCAGCGGAAGAAGAAGCCAGGGUUAAGGAACAGCGUCGGGAACGACGUCGUGACAAGAAGCGCAAGCUCAUGGAGUCUGAGGAUCCUGAAGAUAGUCCAGCACAGUCUGAACUGGCCCAGAUAAUGGGUUUCUCCGGCUUUGGAGGGUCCAAGAAGUAAUGUAGUAGGUUUAGUUAAUAAUGGUCUUAAUUAAAAUGUGUUUAAUAUUUCAA
Messenger RNA from Helicoverpa zea (corn earworm), 800 nucleotides. Its product is annotated as zinc finger matrin-type protein 2. The record is from RefSeq and is a predicted model, not a curated record. The coding region runs from base 151 to 747 and encodes 198 amino acids. Gene Ontology annotation, biological process: mRNA splicing, via spliceosome. NCBI's taxonomy places the organism in Eukaryota, Metazoa, Arthropoda, Insecta, Lepidoptera, Noctuidae. The transcript has 3 exons. Gene Ontology annotation, molecular function: nucleic acid binding; zinc ion binding. Gene Ontology annotation, cellular component: U4/U6 x U5 tri-snRNP complex; spliceosomal complex.